CACUAAACACUGUUUGGCAGACGCACAGACUGUGGCCUGUUGCUGCAGCGGAGCACUGAACUACACAAAAUAAGUGCGGUGACGACAAAAUCUUAUUCUGUCUUUUAUCUCUGAUGCAACUAUCAAGUAUGGAGGAUUUCAGCUUGGUCAGAAGCAAUAGUCUGGAUGCAGGAUCUGGAAGUGACAAGGAGCUGAUGAGUAUUUAUCCUGACGCGGAGCCUACACCAGCAGAACUGGCUCAAUGUGAAGCUGAAGUCGGUACGCUGCUCAGCAUCAUCGCUGAAGUGAACAAGAAGAUGGGGUCACUGAAGGCACCAAGUGAACCAGGUGAUUUAAAACCACCACCACCCAGUCCUCUGUUUCCAGACCUACUUUCCCACAGGCUGGUGAGAAGAAUCCCAGAGAAGAGCACUUCCUCUUAUGUCACAUCUAAUCCUUCACUACCAAGUCGAGGGGGCAGUGGCGUCAUCUGGACAGAACUCAAGGGGGCUCUGACUGCAGUGGAGGACUCCAUCAAUUUUAGAAGGUCCUGGGCAGCCCCCAUUACAUCCUCUGACCGAGACAGACCCAAAGAGCAUCUGAGAGCAGCUCAGGACAGCUGGGCCAAGGCUGAUAAGAUUUUGGACGAAAUGGAAAAGGAAUUUGGGAUUUCUUGUCCUUCAGAUGUGGCAAAAGAAACAUUCCAGGAGGAACUUGUGGAUCAGAGUCUGGACUCUUCUCCCCUACAAGGAGAACUGCAGAGAUCACACAGCAUCAGCAACGUGGAAGAUGAGAAGAACAAGCAGGUUGGUCACCAGAGGGCCUGGAGGUCGGCGAUUUGCUCUCCUUCUUACAGAUUGUCAGGUCCUUCUGGGGCCUCCUCUUCCUUUCCAUGUUCUCCUUUGCUCCUCAGAAGAGCAGCCAGAGCAGGAGCACCUUUUUCUCCAGGAGCUGACAGCUCACCACUCAGCUUGGCUAACUCAGGCAGUUCUUGUCCAAACCCCAUUGGCCUGGAGACUGAGAUGGAACGACUGAAUAGGUACAUUGAAAAGCUGAAGGCCAGGAAUGAACGUCUCACUGCUGCUUUGGAGCGAAAGAGGGCAGAGUUUGAGCAGAUCAGCGUUACACUGAAGAGUCUGGAGGCCGACUGCUCUGCCAUGCACUUGGCUCUCAGAAACUGUGAGGAAUGUGAAGAGGCAUACGGCGAGCUCCUGUCGCUUUACGAAGCUCAGAGGCAACAAAGCAUUCCUCUGCAGACCAACGCAGCAGAGGCAAUCGACACGCAGAUGCCUUGCAGUCCGUCAGCUCAACAUGGGAAAAUGGGAAGUGAGGAAUUGUCGACCUCCUUCACAACAACAGACGUCACCAAGGAGAUGGAAACACACACAGCACAGAGGACUCCUGACUUCAGUGAACGAGAGGUUGCGCUCCAUGAGUUAAUUGAGCGCCUGAAAAGGAACCGGGCGGCCAUUUUCCUCCCAAAGCUCCAAGCAGGAGUGGAGAUGAACCCAGAUGCUGGUUCCCCUGCUGGGCUGCGAGGUGGACACUUGACAAAAGACAACAUCAAGCCUGCAGAAAGACAUAGAGAUAAGACGUCUCUGUUUCAUGAGCUCAUCACAGCCAGGGAGGAGAUGUCGGACCUGCGUGCCCUCAUUCGUCUGAAGGAGAAAGAGCUGAGGUUUCUAGAAUGGAGUCUGGUGGCCCAAAAGAGCCAAGAAGCAUCUGGAGCGUGUAUUCCAGAAAGCCUCCGAGAUGAGCUGGCGGACUGUAAGACUGAGCAACAGAGGCUGUGUGAGAAUGCCGCUAAAGUGUGCAGUGAGGGUGACAUGGCCGGGCUCAGGACCAGGCCCAUUUUAAAAGAGCUGCAGGCUGUCCUCCAGAGGGAGCAAGCCCUGAAAAAGAGACUGGCUUUAGUUUAUGACCCAUUCAACCCGACCCUCGCUGACAGCGCUGCCAACAGGAGGGACAACGAUGAGCAUGUUGCAAGGCUCACACAAGCUCACAGUAAGGCCUUGAGCUCUUACCGACACAUUCGCAGGAAGUACCGGGAGCAAAUGUGGAAGCUGGAGCAGAAACUGGCAGCCAUGAUGGACAGUCAGCAUGUCCAGAGUGGAACACCAAAGACAGCUGGGGAAGAUUCAGAAUGGAGGAGGGAAGAGACCGUACUGUGAUCAUCUAAGAACAAACCUAAUCCAACAACUCAAUGGCUGUGUCUCAAUUCGGCCACUUCCUUACUUAACAUUUUGUGCAUUCACACUGAGAAGUACGGCAAAAUGCAGUCUCCCGUCUCCCGUACCUAGAUGUUGCAGUCAACACUAGAGAUGGGUACCAAAACUCGGUUCCAUACUGGCACCAGUGCCGGCAUUAAUGGUAGUAACCAGGCCAACAAACUAAGUGGCUCAUUUCGGGGCUCAAUUAAUACACAGUCAGCCAUCUGCAACAAGCGCUUGAAGCCGACAUUGUGCAAGUAAGGUCAUGCAAGUCUCUUUUUAAACUUUAUUUAUACCUUAAAAUGCAAACAGUAGUGCUCAAUUCCAACACCGCACACACAACUCACUGUACGGCUACGUAGUACUGUCCACAACAGCAACACAACACUUCCUCAUUAUCAACCAAUCACGGUCACGGCAAGUAAGGCGCCUUCACAGACAGAAGCAUUCUGAACAUUACAAGCAGAAACACACGCAGGUGAUUUUUUUUUCUUGCACAUUUCCUGUGUUCUGAACUGUUGGUGGUGUUGCUGUGAUAAUUAUGGCAAUUUAGCGUGGAUUUUACUUCAUAUUGCUGAAUUUAUGGCUUACCGGUAGUUAUCAUUUUAUUUAUAUCACUGAAGUAUUUCAGUUACUAACCUGUUCAGCUUGCGUGAUACAAAAUUAUCUAAAUAAAAAGGUAUUGUUUUUGGACUUUUUAAAAGUACCAGUUCAGGCACAGUUUAAGCACCGGUUCAAAAGUACGGAUUUUGCACGGGUAUCAGAUAAUAUGUAAACAAUUCCCAUCCCUACACAACACGUCCCUAAUGGUUGAGUGUGCAGCGAUGAAUCAUUGCCAUCUUGGCUACAUAGCGGAAGGGGAGGGACACUUAAAAUUCACACUUAAGCAGAUAAAGCAGAUAAAUACUGCGAUGGUCAUUACAGGUAAGUGCACAAUGACAGUAAUCAAAUUAGGACAGCGCUACACUGUCAAAAUGUGCGCCCCCAGGAACUAAGUAUGCAGUGCACACAGUAUACAUAUUUAAGUGUACUGAUGGAAGUAUUUGAUUUGAGACACAGCCAGUGUCCUUAUUAGAGUAGAGUUCUUCAGACAACCUACUUGACUGUAUUAUCUCCAAGGCCAGUUUCAAUGACUUGUGUGCUAAACAGUAAAACAGUUGCCAAUAAACUGAGCAGAAUUCCAAAACUUACACAAACAGUGACACACACACACACACACACACACACACACACACACACACACACACACACACACACCUCUACAUCACACAACUCUAUGUAGUUGUUUGACGAUGUUCCAUAAAAUGUCAGAUAGACAUUAUGCACAAAAUACAGUAUAUAGUCGCCCAAUUGUUCUUUCCAUGUUUCCACUUAAAUGACAAAAAAUGCUGCUUGUUAGUUCACAUAUUAUAUAUAUAUAUAUAUGCUCUAUUUUCAUCUAUUUUCAUCAUAUAUAUAUAUAUAUAUAUAAUAUGUGAACUAACAAGCAGCAUUUUAUAUAUAUAUAUCAGAUAUUAUAUGUAUUUUUGCCUCCUACACAAUGUAUUGGGUUUCUGUAUUUUGAUGCUUAUACAUGUCUUGCAUGUUCCAUCCUCUCAGUUGAGUUUUGUUACAGAUGUGUUGGAGCAGCCGUUAUGCAUGAACCAUUAACACUACCGCAGUUAUUGUCAGCCAACAAUAUAGCAAUCAUGUACUCAACGAAUGGCUUUGAUUCUUCAUUUGAAUGGUACAAUAGUCUGGACUGAGUCAUUUUCAUGGCAACAUUGCCUUGCCUUCCUGUUGAGUGGACCAGCCAGUGUUACCGCUACAAUUAGUGCUAACAUUACUGUUCAGUGCUUUUACACACUAUGGCAUACAUCAAAAUAUGUAAAUAUGUAAUUUGCUUAGCGUUCACUCUGGUAUUUUUGGCAUGGAACCAAAGGCGUCCCUGUAAACUCAACUCAAACCAAAAUGCAAUCUUCUGGGUUGAAUAUGUACCUGUAGGUUAUUUCAUAUUCUCAUUUACUGACCAGCUUAGAUUUCACAAAAAGCUUGUAAAAUACACUUAUAAAGAGCGCCAUUGUCACACACAGGGAGAGAGCAGAGCCCAUCAUUGGCUAUCCUUAUGUUACAUGAACACACGUCUUUCCCUUUUCUGUGCGUUCUAAAGAUAUAAAAAACAGCUAAAAAGAGGCAGCUAAGAAAGCACUUAACGGGAUGCACUUCCUUCGGAAAAAAACUCCCAAAACCGCCAACAACGCAUUUACAUAAUGUGACCCACAUAUUAACCAAACUACAGCGACAUUGUUAUUAUUAUUGUUAUAAACAUUGCCAACACGCCCAAGAACUACGUUAAUUGCAUAGUGACACCUCGCCACACCACAUCGGCUAGCUACGAGCCGGCAAGCGUUUAGCUUCACCACACACUCGCCCGCAGCGCAUCGGCGCCGCGCUCACAAUGCCUCAGGACACUACCGUAAGGUGACGGUACAUAUUGAAGCUACUGCUUGAGUUUGGAAAAGUUUAUGCUAGGUGUAUGCUAGGUGACCCUACAGAUGGAUUCCCUGGCUGGAAUCCGUCUAUAGUGUCCCAACUCUAGAAGAACCACCACCAUUCUUGUUUGACCGUACGAUAACCGAGACAGUGUACGAAAACCAAGACGUACUGUAUUUCUGGCAUUCAUUUUCGUUGAAAACCAAAUCCUACGAAAACCGAGGUUGCGCUGUAUUAGAAACACCUCACAAUUGCAGGUCAGUUCUCAAUCACCCCUGGUCCCACCCCGCCGAGCCUGUGACCCUACCCACCCAAAUAGGUCAGCUGCAGCUGUGAGCGGCAGUCCGGAGGUUAAGUCAAAGGUUGAGUGUCACACCCAGAGGGUCAUUUGAUGCGUGGCCGUUGUGUUGUGCUAUGAAUGGAGGUUUCACAGGGGCAGACGAGGUGGCGCAUCCCUGGCGCCCUGACUCUUGGCCGGGCUGCCGUUUCCCGAGCAAAGGUCACCGUAAAGGGCGCGUCCUUCCCCCUCCGCCCAUCCCUCCAGGUCACUAUCUCUAUUGUCGUAAUAGCUGCCAUUAGAGCAGAUGAUACAAUUAUCAUUGUUCUUUGUGUGCACGCUCUUGAAGAGCUAUGUCCAGUGUUUUGAGUUCAUCAAAGGUUUUUCUGGAUUACACCGUGGUCGUAACCUCUGCUUGACUCUCCUUCUUUCAAAGAGGCAGCGUCGUGUGGAACAUCCUGACCUUGCAUCUCAAUGAAUUGGAAUAUCAUGCCAAAGUUCAGCGAUUUCAGGAGUUCAAUUCAGACUAAGACAUCAGUUGAAGUCUCAGGAAGUUUUUGCAGUUCAUUUGCUGAUUAGAGCACAAGCUGCUAGUUUGCCAGAUUUACUUUUUACCAUACUUUUUUUUCUUUUUUCAGAAUUUUUUCACAUUUUAUCAGAUACUGAAUUUGGGUUUUUUUAUUAGCUGGAAUCUAUAAUCAUCACAAUUAUUGAUAAAAUAAGAAAUACUUUACUGCAAUAUUUGACUCUGUGUGUAGUGAAUCUAUCCAUCCAUCCAUUUUCUAUGUAUGCUGGAGCCGACCCCAGCUGACUAUCCCAGAGUACACCCUGGACUGGUCGCCAGCCAAUCGCAUAGACAAACAACCAUUCACACUCACAUUCAUACCUACGGACAAUUUAGAGUCACCAAUUAACCUAACAUGCAUGUUUUUGGAUGUGGGAGGAAACCGGAGUACCCGGAGAAAACCCACGCACGCACGGGGAGAACAUGCAAACUCCACACAGACAUGCCCAGCGGAGAUUCGAACCCAGAUCUUCAUGAUCUCCUGACUGUGUGGCCAACAUGCUGCCUGUAGUGAAUCUAUAUAAUCUAAAAUGCUCCUUAUUUUCAAAUGCAUAUGUAUGACUUUAAGUGGACUUUCAAGAUAUUUGUGCAUAACGGUGCAGUAUGUUGUAUGAUUGCUGCUCAGCUGCCUUCCCGUGCGCCAGUAUCAGGUCACAGUGACAUCUGAUGACACCUUUAUCUCCACUCUGUGGUGUAAGGAUGUGUCGCCACUCAAACAUUUCAUUGCUACCCUAUCCAUUGGCCUAACCCUAACCCUCUAACCCUCACCCCAUCACCAGGUGAGGAAGUGUGCCUUCUGAGUUGCGUUGCAUGUUUGACACGCUUGUGGUGUCAUACUGUUUAUGUGGUUGCAGUGAUGAUGAAUGAUGAAAUAAAAAAACAUGUACUUGUGUUAUUGUA
Dunckerocampus dactyliophorus (ringed pipefish) is the source of this 6403-nucleotide messenger RNA. It is a transcript of the gene ushbp1, whose product is annotated as Usher syndrome 1C binding protein 1. The record is from RefSeq and is a predicted model, not a curated record. NCBI's taxonomy places the organism in Eukaryota, Metazoa, Chordata, Actinopteri, Syngnathiformes, Syngnathidae. The transcript is spliced from 14 exons. The coding region runs from base 114 to 2150 and encodes 678 amino acids.